UUAAACUUGAGUUUCUGCAUCUCCUGACAAACAAAGAUGGCCGGAGCUCUGAAUCUUCUUCUUACUGGCUGUCUGCUGCCAGGUGUCCUGUGUCAGGUUUUCGAGGUCACUAUUCUAAAGCCUAUAAAGGCUUUGAGUGGAUCCUGUGUGACCAUCCCCUGCUCCUUUGACAUAGAGAAACUAUAUAAAAAACAUUUGGAUAAGACAUGCAGGGCAAUAUGGAGAAGAAAAAGUAAUGACCAAGAUGUAUUUAAUAGUGCUGAACAAACCAAAAUAAAUGGUGAAUUGAAGGGAAAACUGACAGAAAAAGACUGCACCACAACCUUGAGUAACAUAGUUCCUGAUACCAGCAACACAUUUUACUUCAGACUGGAGUGUAAUAUAAUCAAAUUUAAUUUUAAUAAGGCUAACCAGGUGGUGGAUAUAUUGUUCAAAGCUAAUGACUGUGUAUUUAGUAACAGUUCAAAAUGUAACUUCCUGCCAGCUGAUCCUCCCUCACCGACUCUGACUCCGUCCACACUGGAGGAGACGGAGGGAACCUCAGUGAGGUUGAAGUGCUCUGCUCCAGCUCCCUGUCUGUCUCAACCUCCAACUCUGACAUGGACCCCCGGGCUGGGGGACAGUCAGGAGACACCGCAGGAGAAUCAGGACAAAACUAAAGUCGUGACCUCUGUUCUGACCUUCACUGCUUCUCACCUCCAUCACGGAAAGACCAUCUCCUGUACUGCCACCUACAAUAAACAAGAUGGCACCAAGUCUACUGCCAACGCAAGUCUAACAGCUGAUAUUUCAUUCGCUCCGCAGAUACUGUCCACUUCUGGAUGCACGAAAACUGAAGCCCAGCUCAACUGUUUCUGUGAGACUGCCCUCCCCCCAUUUUACAGUGGCAUUCGGAAGAGUUGA
Seriola aureovittata is the source of this 903-nucleotide messenger RNA. RefSeq names its product sialic acid-binding Ig-like lectin 14. Lineage: Eukaryota; Metazoa; Chordata; Actinopteri; Carangiformes; Carangidae. The record is from RefSeq and is a predicted model, not a curated record. The transcript has 4 exons. Bases 37 to 903 code for a protein of 288 amino acids.